This is a messenger RNA of Varroa destructor (honeybee mite), 3301 nucleotides long. RefSeq lists its product as uncharacterized. The record is from RefSeq and is a predicted model, not a curated record. Gene Ontology annotation, molecular function: RNA binding. NCBI's taxonomy places the organism in Eukaryota, Metazoa, Arthropoda, Arachnida, Mesostigmata, Varroidae. Gene Ontology annotation, cellular component: nucleoplasm.
CUCUGUGUAUUCAAUUUUUUUGUGCAAGGUAUGCUUUUCUCAAAUAUACUAAGUUCAUACGUGGUACUGAGCAAAUCGUGAGACCAUCACUCAAGGUUUUUACGUUUAAUAAAUAUUGAUAUCCAUCCCAUUGUUUUUAAAACUAAUCUAUUCCUGCAGAAACAUAAAUUGUGGGUCCUUCUCUCCAAAGAAAUCGAAACCAGCCGCCAAUCAGAAUUUCAUUGAGAUAAAAUAUCGAACAUAAUUGAUUCGACUUGAUCAUUGCAUCUAGUUAUCCAAAACAUCACUUAUAUUUUUCAUUGUUUAGUUUAGAUAGUUUUACUGUUGAAUGGCGUAGAAACUGAAAAAUUGUAGGUUUCCCGCUACGCUAGAUUUUUGCCGGGCUUUUUUAUAAUGGUAUCUGCGAAUAGUUUGGCAAGCAUCAUGUUUAUAUUGACGAGAUGGAUUGUAUAGAUUAUAUAUAAUAUGCAUAUACAUUAGUGCUUAUAUAAUAUUAGCAAAUUACUUGUUCAAUGAAAAGGAUUUAGAAGAUAAGAUAUAUUGGCGGUGUUAAGGAGCAUGUUCGACUUGUGUGCGCGCUUGAAUAAGCCCGUACGAGGGCAAGCCGCAGUUUUUGCGAAGUUGUGCCAGUAUUGGUGGUAAAUAUCCAGCCUUAGCUAAGACUAUGAACACUCCUGUCAAUGUGGAUUUCUCAUGUUUGUUAUUAAACUGUGACAUGAAUACCGGACCUGAUUAAUCGGUCAAGCCCUAACGGGAGUAAGUUCAGUAAUGUUUUUAAUGUCUGAAGAAUGGCGUGGAGAGCCGAUGAAAGCCAAAGGGCAUUUAUAGAGAAGAAACUUGAGGAGCUAAAACGUCGAAAAGAGGGCGGGAGUUUCCUUCCUGAAGAAAAACCGGUGGUUCCCGAAAAAAAGCCACGCCCGGCUAGUAAAAAUAAAGUUAAAGCGUCCGCCUUCGAUGCAUCAUCAGCGUCGCGUAGUGAUGCUUCAAAGCCACGAACCUCAUUUGAGGGUAUUCUGGGCGGUACUGGAGAUGGAAGCAUUCCGGUACAGCCUCCUCCGACAGUACCGGAGCCCACCACGAUGGCAACACCAUCAUCAGCAUCACAAGCGGCCACCAGUUCCCAAGUGUCAAACGACAGUCUACCCUCCCUUACGAACGUGUUUAAAAAUGACGGUUCGUUUCUUGAGCAAUUCAAGAAGAUGCAGAAGCUCAAGAUCGAGGUUCGGUCGAAGCAGGAGCCGCAGCUAGAAACGACCGACGCUCAACGGAAGCUUGAAGAGGAAACUGCAGGGGAGCUUACAGCGCGCGACAUGGUCGCUGAGCCGAGGCGUCAACAGAUCGAACGACUUGCGAUUUCUGUCGUUGUUAACGGGCCGAGCUGCGAGACUCAGGCAAAGGCUGGUAAAGACAUGAAGUUCCUGACCGAGCAGACGGGCAACGAAUGGGAGUUUUACCAAGAAAGGCUAACUGCGCUGUCCGCCGCAAAAGAUCGCGCCGAACAAAGUGGAGCUCUCCCAAUGGUUCGAGAGGAGGUUGAUCGUGAAGCUCGUCGACAAAAGAGGAAAACGCGCUGGGGAGAUUGGGGGCCUGAACAAAACAGAGAUCUUCCUCUUAUGGCAUAUGCCCAACAGGUUUACGGCUCAACCGAUUUGACACCUGAUCAGUGGAAACAGCUUGAAGACCAGCGCAAAAUGCGAGCUAUUUUUGAGAUGAUGCAAGCGAAAAAAGCGCAUUUAGCCAAGUUACAGGCAGCUGGAAAGGUCAAAUACGAAUACGACUCCGAUGAAGAUGAUGAAGGUGGCACCUGGGAGCAUAAGCGACGUGCGCUUGAGAUGGAAAAAACACGUGAGCAGGCGAAAAAGCUCACACAGAAUGCUCGCGGCAAACAUCAUAUGGGGGACUUUUUGCCGACCGAGGAGUUGGAGCAAUUUAUGAAACGUUAUGAGGCGCUGAAGAACGGUCAGAGUCUCAACCUUAAUGCAUACGAAGAAAAUAAGCUAAAAGAAGACAACGUCGGUUUUCAAAUGUUGCAAAAAAUGGGCUGGAACGAAGGCAGCGGUUUGGGAGCCCAGGGAGCCGGAAUAACGACGCCCGUAGCCGCGCAGGGCAACACGGAACAACGCGGCUUAGGUCAAGCUAAACCUGGCGACCUGAAUGCCGAGGACGAUGAAUACGAAGCGUACCGCAAACGAAUGAUGCUGGCGUAUCGCUUUAGACCCAAUCCUCUGAACAAUCCACGUCGGCAGUACUACUAACUGAAAAUAAGAUGAAACAAAACAUGCCUAAUCAGACGUGUGUAUGCAGGUAUGCUUGUAGAACGAAAAGGUUCCGUCGGUACAAUUCAUAAUGAUACACAAUAUUAUCAAGAGGAAGCAUCCAAAGUGGUAGCUUCAACGGUAGUCCUUUUCGUCUUAACUACACGCAUCUUUUGUUUGGUUGUAUCAUUAACUUUUGCGGUACGCAGCAAAUGAGGCUGACCGAGACUCGAAUCGACCUAUUAAUCCAAUUUUUGAACUUCCGAAGUUCUCGAUAAUCAGACAAAGCAGAGAAAAUUGAAAAUUUAAUUGCCAAUAAAUUUUUAUAAUUUAACAAAGGCCACGAAAUACCAGCGUCUAUAGAAAAAGGCAUAAUUCGCUGUAUCAGCAGCAAGAUAUUUUUGGCAAUAGAAUAAAUAAGUACGAUCUAUAUCAACAGAUUUAGCUAUAUAGCGACGUUUCAUUGUGAGCUUUCGCGGACAUGCGCCUGAUUGAAUAGAUAUCUUUACCGGCAUAUGCUGAGUAUUUACGCGUUCGUCCGCGGAAAUUGCAUGGUAAGUUCUAAUCAAAAACAGAAUGAUGACGCAGGAAAGCAGAUACAAAAUUACGGAUCAUUACAGUCAGACGUGCGGAAUGCCAGAUUAGUCAGCGAGCCGAUGGAACGUGCUCCUAGGAACCUCUUACGAUAAAAAACGGACUUUUAUGAGGCUGCUAACGACGAUGUUUAAGCGAUUGCCCGAUCGAAUUUUCGAAUCUUGAUCGAAUUUUGAUUGUUCAAAAACUGCUGAACAAGUUGUCUAAUUAAACUUAAGAAUUCUGUAUCGAAGGAAAAGCAAAAUACGUUACUAUUUUUAGAAGCAAAAACUAUCGUGUAAGAUCACAUAAGUAUUGGGUGACGCCGUUGGCUUUAUCCCUUUACACUAGCAUCGAAAGAGAUGUUGUGUAAAGUUGCUUACUUCACCAGAGUCAGUCUGAGCGCCGACAUGCGCUGAGUAUAUUCAGAGCUGCGGAACAACAAAGAAUACAGAACUGUAAAUAAAAAACUG